AUGUCCCGCCUUCUGGCAGGCCUUCUGGGCUCCUCGACGCGAGCAACACAUGCGACACAACUGGCAGCCGUAGCCCUCGUGUCGCGUAGGACCCUGACCUCGCCGAGGCGGCUGCCCACGGUGCCGACAUGUCCGGAGCCGACGUGCGAGUGCGCGGCCACGCCUGAAGGCCUCGAAAUUGAUCGCAAGAGCUCGCUCAACGGCGUCGUGACGGGCUACGCCGAGCAGGUGCUCGUGUGCACGGGACACGACGACUGGAGCUCGCGCAUUGAAGAGGAGCGCAGCGGUGACAACCUGGCCGCCGAUCUGAAGGAGCUGUUUGGUCGGGGGGGCGUUUACAGCGAUCCCUUCCACAACAUAUCCGUUCUCAACUCGUCCUUCCCCAGCUCGUCCCUCCCGCGUGUCGAAGUCGAGAAUACGUCGGCCUAUCUCCUCCCAAGUUUCAAAUAUGUCCCCUUCCUGCCGCGCGUGUCGUUUGACAGCGUUCAGGCUCUCGCCAAAGGGUUCUUGCUGCCGGAGACCCUUCACUCGGCCCACGGGAACAUGUCGCCGAUCCACCGAGACCGGUUGACGCGCAAGGAGGCCUACCAGGGCCUGCUGCCAGGCGUCCAGGAUGUGCGGGACGUGCUGGUCCUGAUCUGUGGCCACGGGGGGCGGGACAAGCGUUGCGGAAUCAUGGGUCCGCUGCUCCGGCACGAAUUUGUGCGGCAGCUCACCCGUGCCGAUCUCGACGUCCUCGACGGUCCCGUGCACGUCAGCCUCGAUGACACGCUGAGGAUACAAGGCUUAGCGGACGGCGGGUCGAAAUCGACUGCGAGAGUUGGCUUGAUCAGCCACAUCGGCGGCCACAAGUUUGCCGGCAACGUCAUCAUCUACAUGCCUACUGGACUACGACUUGGCAAUGGUAACGCCCAUCCUUUCGCGGGGCAUGGUAUAUGGCAUGCUAGAGCAUUCCCUCCGCUGCUGGCAUUCGGCUUUCUCCUUGGAGGCACCGCCUAUUACCUCGCCACUCCUCCUGCCAGAAGCACAACUCUCAACGGCGAGACCUUCGUUCCCUACACCAUCACCUCCCGCGAUGCUAUCUCGCCCACCUCCGUCAUCCUCACCGUCUUGCCGCACGUGCCUGACCGGUCGCCGCCGUACAUCGAGCCAGCCACGUCGCGCUGGAAACAUCCCCUCUGGAGCGUUGAGUUCAAGCAGCCCGAGGUGCAGAUCGCCCGGCACUACACGCCCCUCCCCCCGCUGCACGGCGAGGAUCCGGCGGAUGGGCGCCUGAGAUUCUAUGUCAGGGCCGUUGGCGGCGGCGAGAUGUCUACCUACCUCAGUCGCCUCCCUGUCGGACGCGACGUCUGGCUGAGGGGCCCGCACCCAUCCUUCGAUGUCCUGCCGAUGCUCGGUGCACGAACCCAUCUGGUCUUCCUCGCCGGCGGCACGGGGCUGGUUCCCGGCAUGCAGGUCGCCGAUGCCGUUCUCCGUGACCGCGAUGACACGACCGUGACUCUUCUCUGGGCAGUCAGGAAGAGGGGUGAGAUUCAGUGCAGGACAGCGCCCACAUCAUCCUGGUGGGUACUCUGGCCGAGGAAGGGCAUAUCAGAGCUGCGGGCGGACUUGGAGUGCCCGAGCCCCAUUGCGGUACAUCUCAAGGAGAUGAAGACCAAGUAUGGAAAUCGACUCAACAUCCGUCUUGCAGUCGAUGAGGAGGGGACUCGCUUCGAGUCGGAAGAUGUUCGAAAAGCCCUGGCAGCAUCUCCCACUGAAUCACGUUUGGCUGUGUCCACAGUCGCAGCGUGCAGCAUUCACGAUCAGCCCCUUCAAGAGCAAAAGUCCGAGUUCGAGCCUGCCGGUGGCGCUUGUCAAUGCGCGCCCUCAGAUGCCAACGCACUUGGCAAAAAUCUCUUCAUAAUAUCAGGCCCUGAUGGCUUCAUCUCACACUAUGCAGGGCCUAAGGUCUGGCGAGGUGGUACCCUGACGCAGGGACCUGUCGGCGGAGUUGCCGCGCGGUUGCGUAACCGGUUUCCGCAGUUGGAGAGAGAUUGGCUUCUGCUCAAGCUUUGA
Molecule: messenger RNA, 2055 nt
Organism: Drechmeria coniospora
Lineage: Eukaryota; Fungi; Ascomycota; Sordariomycetes; Hypocreales; Ophiocordycipitaceae
Exons: 3
Coding region: 1-2055 (684 amino acids)
Molecular function (GO): oxidoreductase activity
Source: RefSeq, a predicted model, not a curated record